Hypoxylon trugodes is the source of this 2114-nucleotide messenger RNA. RefSeq lists its product as uncharacterized. The transcript has a single exon. The record is from RefSeq and is a predicted model, not a curated record. NCBI's taxonomy places the organism in Eukaryota, Fungi, Ascomycota, Sordariomycetes, Xylariales, Hypoxylaceae. The coding region runs from base 435 to 1754 and encodes 439 amino acids.
ACGAAUGGAAGCUACCCCGCAAUAUACAGUAAUCCCGUGAUCUUGGGGUGCGUUAGUUCACGCUAUGCUGUAUUUUACCAGUUUCCAGAGGUGUUUAGGUGCCCCAAGCGUCUUCCAAACCACUAAGCUGGUAUUAUGCACAGACCUGUUAACGCUCUAGUCCCCCCUAUACUUAGGACCUCAGUACAGUAUCGAAGCCUCCACAGGGGAAGGGCAAACAGAUAAAGUUUUAGGUGGACUACACCAAAUACCUCCCACCCAUGUAUAUUUAACUGUCCUUGAGUUUCCUCUUCUCUCUCUGUUUUUUUCCUUAUUCAUGAAUACAUUCGUUCAUUCAUUCACUCAUUAAUUCUCUCUUCGGAUACCUUCAUCAUACAUCUUUGACCCCUUCCAUUCUCUCCUUUACUCGAUUUACAUUCAUUCAUAUCGAUACCAUGCCAUCAAUCACCAUGCCCUCCAACGGAAACACCCUGAGCGUCUUCCCCUUCGAGAUAUGGUUAUUAAUCGCGAACAUCCUCGAAAAGACCGACCGCAAGAGUCUCGUACAACUAUCACUAUGCAACAAAGCCGUCCGGAAUGCCACUGUGAUCGCUCUCUUCCGCGAGUUCCGGAGUGAUUGUAGAUUAUCCCAAAAGGCAUAUACCAGAUUUUUCCAAUUGGUAGCAGGAUCCCCAGCCCUUGCAAAAUUAGUUCAACACCUUGACGUCUCCGACUUCCCGUUCGAACGCUUCGAACGCCACAGGGACAGCAGCACAUUGACCCCCGAUGAGCUUGAAGAGAACGGAGUCGUCAUCAAGAACGUAGCGAAGCGCCUGGGAGCAGACGAGCUACACCACCCCGCUCUACUACGCACCUGGCAGCCGCCCACCAUGCUCGAGAUGCUGCCAUGUCUCCUGCCCAAUCUCAAGUCGAUAUGCAUAGGUUACAAUCCAAGCAAGGAAGUAAAGCACUUUGAGAGAUACGUGGUGCCUUGGUCAAAACGCUCGCCCGACAAUCGUCUAGCGUUGCUGAAAGAGGUCAGAUUCAAGCAGAGCCUUGACCUUGCCGCCUAUCGCCUAGAUGGGGUUCGUGGCUUAUUCUCGGGAGUAGCCCCGAAUAUUGACAAGCUACGAAUGUCCCUGUGCUCCAGGGACUAUCCCGUUACUGAUCCGAAAGUGGAAAUAACGAAAAGGAUGAUCGGGAAGUUGAAGGUGUUACGCGUGUACCAUGCACGAUCGGUGACAAGCCACGGUGCUUUCUUCGACCAAUUGACCAACCUCGAGACGCUAAUAUAUAUCCCCUAUUCUCCCACGGUUACCACGCACGAGGACACGCAUAUAGGCGAGGAUGAUCUGGUUGACGAGCUCAACCUUAUCAUUAGAAUACCAGAGGUGAAUGACCUUAUAGGCACUGGUUGGACCUUAAAGAGAUUAACGACCCUCCGAUUCCUUGCGAUAAGUCAAAGAGCCCUUAUCCUCGCUCUAAUCCCUCAAAAGGAUGGCCUCGCAAACGACUUCCUUUUUCACUUCCUGCCGAAGUCGCUCGAGGUCUUACACAUAUGGGAGGUCAACCGGGCGAUAAUGCCUCACCUCGUCGCUUUCCACGCCCACGUCAUCAAUGGUGACUUUCCCAAUUUGAAAGGCUUCCGGAUCUGGGGCAGGCGAAAAUCCAGAUCUCCCUUAACCAUUUUAGACUGGUUUAGAAUCGGGGAGAUAUCUGAUGAUAUCAGUCCCACCGCCGUGGAGGUGCCGUUCCCAUACGAGGAAGGGGAAUGAAGCAAGUCCGCCAGAGCAGACUGGCGAAGGGGACUAGAGGUUGUCGUCAUGUAUAUAUUCGCUAGCUUCAUUUAGAAUCUGCUUUUUUCGCAUAUCGGCCGUGGAUGGGGUAGUUGCAUAAAAUAAGGGCCCAGUAGACGGAAGCAUCAAGGAAUAAUUUUUCCGCGGAUCUAUUAACUUAGAGGGGGGCGUUGCCUAUUGCAUGGGAAGGCAUUCGGUGGUAAUCUUUUGCCGUUGGGGAGUUAAAAGGUUCAGGAGGAAGCUAUCGCAUCUUGCGACUAUGAGUUAAGCUACUAGUGUCAUAGUCAAUGAGCUCAUGAAGACAUGAAGACAUGAAUACCAAAAUACAGCUAAUCUGAA